CAGAUGUCGUUGUUAAAAGUUGGCUUGAUGAAUCUGGGAAUAUUUGUGAGACAUUAUUUUGAGUUAUAAAUAUGAAAAAUCAAUUUGACUGGACAUAAACGAUUUUUAUUAAUACUAUUUUAGAAAUUUGAAUUAUUUGCUUUACUUAUUGGCUGUAAUUUAUUCAUUAAAAUUAUUUGUGCAUCAAACAACUGUCAACAUGCAGGGGAUGAAGCUGAAGCUCUUGAAAAAAAUCCUCAUGCCGGGUGGACUAUACGCUGCAGUACCACUGGCUAAGUCCCAAUCUACACCAUCUGGUAAACCAGGAGAGUCCAGCAACGAAAUUCUACCAAAAACAUUGAUUCGUCCCUCAGAAUUGCCGAUUUACGUACACGACCCACCACCAGAUCAACAAGUCCAACGUGCAAAUGAUCAAGAUUCGGCAGGUUUUUUGGAGCAUGGAUUCGGAGCUGUCCGAAAAAACAUUCAAGACAUCUUGAAUGAAUACAAUUCCGUCACCAGCACCGUCAGUGAUAAAUUUAAUACAGGAAUAGAACAUAGCCAAUUGAUGCUGGAUUACUUACGUGAAGAAACGAAUACGUUACCGCGACUUGGAGCUGUAGCAAUUGGUGGUCUCACUGGAUUAAUAUUCAGUCUUCGCGGUGGUAAAUUCAAACGAUUUGUAUACACAACAACUGGUGCUCUUGGUGUUGCUGCCGUUUGUUACCCGAGACAGGCAGAAGCUGGUAUUAUGGCUGCUAAACAUUAUGCCAACAUUGCUAUAAAUUUUGCUUAUGGAGUUAAGCCUGGAGAGAAACAAAUGGAGAUAUCAUGGCCUGAAUUACCAUCUUUCCAAAUGCCAUCGUCGUUUUCAGAUAUUAUUAAUAUAGUUUCUGAGACAGGUUCCAGUGUAGCGUCUAGUAUUGGUUCAUUGGCUGGUAAUAUAACUGAAGGCGUUGAGGAACAGAAAAAAUCACCAGAGACUGCUUCAAUUCCAAAAGAAAAAUAAAUAAUGUGAAAGAUGGAAUAUUUAGCUCAUUGAUUGAAAUCCAAAGGAUGGACAACAAUUUACAAUCAUGAUAAUUAUUUGAGAUCAACUAUACAGAUCAUUGAAAUUAAUAAAAACGUGUACAUAAUUCA
Messenger RNA from Fopius arisanus, 1119 nucleotides. RefSeq names its product MICOS subunit 26/27 (gene Mic26-27). The coding region runs from base 200 to 988 and encodes 262 amino acids. Gene Ontology annotation, cellular component: MICOS complex. The transcript has 6 exons. Gene Ontology annotation, biological process: cristae formation. Lineage: Eukaryota; Metazoa; Arthropoda; Insecta; Hymenoptera; Braconidae. The record is from RefSeq and is a predicted model, not a curated record.